Molecule: messenger RNA, 5658 nt
Organism: Rhipicephalus sanguineus (brown dog tick)
Lineage: Eukaryota; Metazoa; Arthropoda; Arachnida; Ixodida; Ixodidae
Gene: Duox
Product: dual oxidase
Exons: 31
Coding region: 118-4599 (1493 amino acids)
Biological process (GO): response to oxidative stress; superoxide anion generation; defense response
Cellular component (GO): NADPH oxidase complex; plasma membrane
Molecular function (GO): calcium ion binding; heme binding; superoxide-generating NAD(P)H oxidase activity
Source: RefSeq, a predicted model, not a curated record
AGCGGGGCAAGACUAAGGAAGGACGGAGCUGCCGGCCAGACCUGUUUCAGCGCUUGGCUGCGUGAGUGUUAUCCGCCCGUGCGUCCGCCUUGAGCACGGGGGGUCUCCUCGACAACGAUGGAAGGACGACGAAGCCUCGUUGUGCUUUGGACACUUACGGCGCUGCUUUCCCAAGUGCGCGGCCAGGAGAACGACGAUGAGCCGUCAUCUUCAAUCGAAAAGCAGCGCUACGAUGGCUGGUAUAACAACCUGGCGCACCAGGACUGGGGAGCUGUGGAAAGCCAGCUGGUACGCAAAGCGCCUUCGUCUUACGCGGACGGUGUCUACAUGAUAGCGGAGGGACGGCCUAGCGCGCGCUCCCUCAGUCAGGAGCUGUUCAAGGGCGAAGACGGGCUUCCGUCCGUCAGGAAUAUCACCGUGCUCUUCGUUUUCUUCGGCCAGGUGAUUUCGUCGGAGGUGUUGAUGGCGAGUGAGCCAGGAUGCCCCAUCGAGUUUCACCGCAUUCCUAUCAGCCGCUGCGACGAAAUGUACGACAGCAAGUGCACGGGCCAGCGCUACAUGCCGUUUCACAGGGCCCACUAUGACGUAAAGACUGGACAGUCGCCCAACAACCCCCGCGAACAGACGAACCUGGCAACUAGCUGGAUCGACGCUUCGUACGUGUACAGCACAAGCGAGACAUGGGCCAACACGAUGCGCUCCUUCGAGAACGGCACCUUCCGCGUGGCGGAGGACGGCUUGCCGCCAAAGAAUAAGGAGCGCGUCCCACUGUUCAACUCGCCGCCGGCACGCUACCUGGGAGUCAUGAACCCUGAGCGCAUGUUCAUUCUGGGCGAUCCGCGGACAAACCAGAACCCAGGCCUGCUGGCGUUUGGCAUUCUCUUCUUCCGCUAUCACAAUGUUCACGCCUUGCGCAUUAAGGAGCAACAUCCAGACUGGACCGACGAGGACAUAUUCCUGCACGCCAGGAGGCACGUCAUUGCAGCAUUGCAGAACGUCAUCAUGUACGAGUACGUGCCGGUGCUGUUGGGCGAAAAUGUCACAGAGUACACAGGAUACAAACCGGACGUGCAUCCAGGCAUCAGUCAUGAGUUUCAGGCUGCCGCCUUUCGGUUUCCACAUACAUCCAUUCCUCCUGGUAUCUAUCGCAGGGAUAGCUCCUGCCGUUUCCUUGACACAAAGAAUGGAUUCAAAGCUCUGCGACUGUGUUCCACCUGGUGGCUUUCUGAGGAAGUGCUGCCUGCUUCUGGUAUCGACGAGUUCAUCCUGGGAAUGGCGUCUCAGAUCGCCGAGAAAGAAGACCACAUCCUCUGUUCAGACGUCCGAGACAAGCUCUUCGGUCCCGUGGAGUUCACUCGGCGUGACCUUGCGGCGUUGGACAUUAUGCGGGGUCGUGACAAUGGUCUUCCAGACUACAACACAGUGCGCCGCCACCUGGGCCUACCACCGAUUACAAAUUGGACUCAAAUAAACGAGAAACUGGCGCGUACAAACCCAGAGCUCUUCGACAAGAUGCGAAAAUUGUACCGCGACCAACUGGACAACGUGGAUCUUUUCGUGGGUGGCAUGCUGGAGUCUGACGAAGGCCGCCCGGGGCCACUCUUUCGAAAAAUCAUCCGAGAGCAGUUUGAACGUCUCCGGGACGCCGACCGUUUCUGGUUCGAGAACCGGCAAAAUGGAAUGUUCUCUGCCAAGGAAAUCGAAGGCAUCCGGAAGAUUCGCAUGUACGACAUCAUCCUCGCAGCGACAGAUAUCAAACCACAUGAGAUUCAGAAGAACGUUUUCUUUCACUACAAAGGGGACCCAUGUCCGCAGCCGCUGCAGAUAAACAGUUCCGUGUUGGAGCCCUGCAUGAUCUUGGAUGGCUGGGACUACUUCAGGGGCAACGAAGUGGCCUACAUCUACUCGUGUCUUAUUCUCGCCUUCAUUCCCAUAAUAUGCGCAGGUCUUGGAUAUGGAGUCAUAAAGCUGCAGAACAAAAGACGGCGGAUAAUCAAGGCUAAAAAAGAUACGGCAAUAGGGAAGAACUACGACAAGCUGUAUGUCAAGGAAUGGCUGCACCAAAACCACAAACGGUUUGUGAAGGUCAAAAUUGGUCCAGAUGAGUCUCUAUCGACGGUGAAUAGAAAAGGCGAACUGCUUCGAAAAGUCGAUUUCAAGUCAGUAUCGACCCUUGUAGUAGAAGUCACCAUUGACAUGGCUAAGAAGCCUAUGUGCCUUGUGCGGUCGCCGCGUGACCACGAUCUGGUUCUUCAGUUCGACAGCGUCCACUCUCGUAAAAAGUUCCUGAAUAAGUUAGAAAGCUUCCUUGUGAACCGGAAGAAGACGCUCGAGAUGAUCAACACUACCCGUGACACGAUGCUGGCGAAUGCUGAAACAAAGGAGAAGCGCCAGAAGCGUCUCGAGCAUUUUUUCCGAGAAGCGUACGCGCUAACAUUCGGAUUAAAGCCCGGUGAAAAAAGGAAACUGGAGGAAGUUGGCAACGAUGUUAUCAUGGUCAUGCGGACGUCACUGUCGAAGCAAGAGUUCGCCGAUGCCCUCGGUAUGAAACCGGACUCUUUGUUCGUGAAGCAAAUGUUCAACUGCGUCGACAAGGACAAGGAUGGGCAAAUCAGCUUUCAAGAAUUCCUGGACACAGUGGUACUUUUCACAAGGGGUAAGAGCGAAGACAAGCUCCGCAUCAUCUUUGACAUGUGCGACAACCAUGGUGACGGAAUGAUUCAGAAACAGGAGCUCACACGCAUACUGCGCUCUCUCGUGGACAUUGCGAAGACAAAUUCUCUCAGUGAGUACGAGACGAGUGACAUCAUACGAAGCAUGUACGUUUCGGCGGGACUUGAUAACUCCGACACACUCAGUUACGAAGACUUCAAGAAGAUGAUGAAAGAGCAUCGUGGAGACGUCAUCGCCAUCGGUCUAGACUGCAAAGGUGCUAAUCAAAACUUCCUGGAUACAUCGUCAAAUGUUGCGAGAAUGACAAGUUUUCAAAUAAACCAGCCUGCGGAAGACCCGCCUUCAUGGACCGUGCUGAAGUGGAACCAAGUGACCACAUUCUUGGAGGAAAACCGGCAACAUGUGUUCUACUUGUUCGUCUUCUACGUCUUCACAAUUGUAUUAUUCAUCGAAAGAUUUAUCUACUACUGCUACAUGUCCGAGCACAUGGACCUGCGGCACGUGAUGGGAGUGGGAAUCGCCAUCACACGAGGAUCAGCGGCUUCUCUUUCCUUUUGCUAUUCUCUCCUGCUUCUCACCAUGUGCCGCAACUUGAUCACCAAGAUCCGCGAACUGCCUUUGCAGCAGUACAUACCACUCGACUCGCACGUACAGUUUCACAAGAUUGUCGCCCUGACGGCACUCUUCUUCAGCCUGGUGCACACCGUUGGACACUACAUAAAUUUCUACCAUGUCUCUACGCAGCCAGCGGAGCAUCUACGAUGCAUGACAAAAGAAAUGCAUUUCGACUCCGACUUCAAGUCUACUAUUACAUUCUGGGUAUUUCAAACAGUCACCGGUAUCACGGGUGUGCUGCUCUUCAUUGUUAUGUGCGUCAUAUUUAUAUUUGCGCAUCCAAAAAUACGGCAAAAGGCAUACAGCUACUUCUGGAUGACGCACAGCCUUUACAUUCUUCUUUACAUCUUGUGUCUUCUACAUGGACAGGCUAAACUUACAGGGUCACCUCGCUUUUGGAUGUUCUUCAUUGGUCCAGCCAUCGUUUUCACUUUGGACAAGGUUGUGAGCCUACAGACAAAAUACAUGGAACUGGACAUUUUGGAUACUGAGCUUCUGCCAUCAGACGUCACGCGUGUUAAGUUCACGCGGCCGCCGAACUUCAAAUACCUCUCUGGACAAUGGGUGCGUCUCAGCUGCACGGGCUUCCGUGCCACCGAGUACCAUUCUCUGACUCUUACGUCGGCCCCACACGAGAACUACCUCUCCGUGCACGUCAAAGCGCAGGGACCUUGGACGUGGAAGCUGCGGAACUACUUUGACCCCAGCAAUCUGCAUGAGAGCAUGCUGCCCAAGGUACGGCUCGAGGGGCCCUUCGGUGGUGGCAACCAAGACUGGUACAAGUUUGAGGUCGCCGUAAUGGUGGGCGGCGGUAUUGGCGUCACUCCGUAUGCCUCCAUACUGAAUGACCUUGUCUUCGGCACCUCCACAAACCGUUACUCGGGGGUCGCCUGCAAGAAGGUGUACUUCAUGUGGAUAUGUCCGUCGCAUCGUCACUUCGAGUGGUUCAUCGACGUUCUCCGAGAUGUAGAAAGGAAGGAUGUGACAAAUGUUCUGGAAAUUCAUAUUUUUAUCACGCAAUUUUUCCAUAAGUUCGACCUGAGAACCACAAUGUUGUACAUUUGUGAAAACCACUUCCAAAGGGUGUCCAACAGGAGUAUGUUUACCGGUCUGAAGGCAAUAAACCAUUUUGGAAGGCCUGACAUGUCCGCCUUCCUGAAGUUCGUGCAGCAACAGCACUCUUACGUAAGCAAAGUGGGUGUAUUCAGCUGUGGGCCUUCGGCACUCACAAAAAGCGUGAGUUCCGCCUGCGAAACGGUCAACAACAGCCGGAAGCUGCCAUACUUCAUACACCACUACGAAAACUUUUGACCAUUGCGCGUGUGGCGCCAUACUGCCAAAAAUGAAACCAACUGUGAUGAUGACGGCAGCGCAUGCUGCUUGUCUGUUCCCGCUGCGUAUCUGGCUGCGCCUACGCUGAUGGCUCGUCUGAUGCACCGAUUGACUCACUUGGACUCACUCAAGAAAAGAUUUCUCCUCGAUGACUCCAGCCCUUGCUUUCGAGCCUUCACAAUGACUGCAUCUUUUAGACGACCAGCGUAACGCACGUUGGGUGCUCGACCCCGUCGGUCAUGUGUUGUUUGCAGGCAAGAUCAUUCACGCAUUGUGUGGCAGGAGUACACGUCGCUCAGCUCUGGCACUCAACCGUAAUUAGCAAGCGAAGAAUAACCAUAAGUCGACAGUGUUUGGCUAGUGUCCCGCACUCUUUGCUGCGUCUUAUUUCUCCUUACAUUUCCGAUGGUGUCCCGACCGGCCAUCUGUGGACAAGUUUUACUAAUAUUGGUGUCAAAGAUUAAGUUUCUUUUUCUAAAUGCGCCGACGCUGAUGAUGCUUGGCACUGGCACCAGUUUGGCUUAGUUCGGCGGGGAAUAUACUUCUGAUGCUUUCACACAUUUCGACCGUCUUCUUUUGCAUCCUACGCGGUAAACUGCUUGCCCCUUGCGCACUAAUCCAAACUGGCCGAAAUGCUAAUGUACACGACUCUGUGUUACCGCCAAACUGUUCCAAAAUAUUUUCAACCCCUAAAGGUAAUCCACACGUGUGAUAAUUUGUUACUGAACAGAUAUCAAAAGAGUGUAAGUAUUUUACAGAGAGAAAGUGUGUACAGGAACUUCCUUUAGUAAGGCUUUGUCAAAAUUUCAGUGCAAUUGAGGCGUUACUCAGUGUGUCACGCUAGGUGUUUGUUCCUCCUCUUGAACCAUGUUGUUAGUUCAUCCUACUUAACGUCCCACGACUUCCUUUCAUCAACGGCUAUAACACUUUUCCUGUACCCACAUGUGUUGCGCAGUCAUUGAUGUUGUAUUGCAACACUCUUGAUGUUUUUAUCCAGUUGCUUUUAUUCACAUGUUUUUAAUAAAAUAUAUUUUUAUU